UUGUGGGACCGGCGGUGCUAAUGUCAGGGGGUCAGUGACAGGAUUAGAGUGACUGAGAGUCGAGAGGAAAUCAGACGUCUCUAGUGUAGAUAUUACAGGGAUGCCUGGAACUGUAGUUGCUGCUUGUCAGUCAGUUGAAGUGACCAUGGAAGGCCUGUCAGGCAAUACUAUAGAAAUAUGUUUAUUUAAAGGCCCAGGACAGGGGUUUAAGGGAUUUGUAUGGGCCUCACAAUAGACAGGACACAGAGUUUACUGUAAAUUCAGCUACAAGUCUCACUUCCCAGAUUUAGUUACUCCAUAAUGGCAGAGGACAUUCAGUCUCAUGUGAUAUUCCAGCACCAGUAUAUGUGUUCUGAAUGUGGUGUUCUGUACAACACAUUGGAGGAUGUUCUGCUUCAUCAACAGAGCCAUCUCGGAGGGGGUGUGCAAGCUACUUUAUCGCAGGAUGUGUCGCUAGAGAUUAGUGACCUUCAGAGUCUGGUACAAGACAGUCAAUAUCAGUGUUUGGAAUGUGGUCAUGUACUUCUAACUCCUGAUGAGCUUCUACAUCACCAAGAAACACACAUGAGGGAACUUCCACAAUCCACAGAAUCCAGCCAGAUACACUACCAGUGUUGCGAGUGCAAGGAACUCUUUACUUCUCCUGAACUCUGGCUUGCUCACCGUCGGAAACACGAAAAGCAGGCAGAGGAGUCUCCGCCAAGUGUGGUCUUGCAAACUAGUUCUGGUAUCCAGGCCAUUCUUAGUCUUCAAAAUGUACUGCUAGAUGAGAGGGCCCUCAAUGGCUGGGGUAUGGCAAGCACAGAGGAGACAGAUGAGCCCCUUCCAACAAUAUGUCCCCCAACUCCUUCUGAAACCAUUACAGUGCAAGACGAGGUAAUACAACUCCCAGAGAUGCAUCCAUAUGAAUGUUCUGAGUGCAGUCUGGUUUUUCACACGCCUGAGGAAUUCCUUGACCACCAGGGAAGGCAUUUCAAGGUGUCCGAGAAAGAGAUUGCAAUGUCGCCUUCACGUGUGGAAAAUGGAAUACCUUCGGCUGCUAUUCUUGAAAGAUUGCGAAAAGAUUGGUUGCAGGAUGAAAAACAAGUGGUGCCUGCAGAGGAUUUGGGAACCACACAGCAGCGUGUAUAUCGAUGUCAAGAGUGCAAGAAAGAGUACACCACUUCAGAGGAGCUGCGGAAACAUCGCAAGGAGCACCAGCCAGAGGAAUUCCAUUGCCCUGAUUGUGACCGACUCUUUAGCUCUGCCAACCGACUGCAGUCGCAUCGUCGUGUACAUGUGGAAGGAACUCUUCAAUGUCCAAACUGCUACAAAGUGUUUAAGAAAGAGGCAUCACUAGAGCAGCACAUGCGAGUGCAUCGGGGAGAGGCCUUGUACUUGUGUGUAGAUUGCGGCCUGGGUUUUGGCACAGAAAUCACCCUUGUAUUGCACCGGAAAAGCCAUACUACAGAUCCCCUCCAUCACUGCCACUGUGGAAAAACAUUUACCAACAUGACAAAGUUUUUAUACCACCGAAGAACUCAUGCUGGUAAAAGUGGUGUGCCUACUCCCAAAACGGAGAAACCCAUUGCUACAGAGACACCGGUCCCCCUCCCUUUGACAGAGCAGCCCAAAGUUUCCCCUUCUGCAACUAUCAAAACACCAGCGUUAUUCCCUGUGGUUUCAGAAGUUAAAAAUGCUGCAGAUAAUGCAGAUAAUUCUAAAAACCAGGUUAAUGGUGAUAAAAACAUUCUGCCUUUAGAGACACAGGCAGAAGGAGGGCUUACAAUCCAGAGCUUCAAAUGUCCAGUGUGCAGCAAAGAAUUUUCUACCCGCCUGCGGAUGGUGCGACAUAAACAUGUAGUGCACGCGGUGGAGCUGAAGCACAAGUGUACCGUGUGCAGGAAGCACUUUAAGCAGAAAUUUCAUCUGCAAAAUCACAUGCUCACUCACACAGGUGAACGCCCAUUCCACUGCACAGACUGUGGGAAAGAUUAUAGGUCCAUUUCCAGUCUAAGAUGUCACCAGCUCACCCACAAUGGGACAAAGCCAUAUAGAUGUGAUUUUUGUGGAAAGGGUUUCACACAGAUGUCCAAUCUGAAGCAGCAUCGGACCUUGCACACUGGUGCCAGUUUGUUCCCUUGUGAAGAGUGUGGGAUGGAAUUCAGUGGGGCUUCCAAGCUGACAUUACACCGACGUGUUCACACCGGGACCUUAACUUACAAAUGUGCUGAGUGCGGUAAAUCCUUCAUGCGCAAGGAGUUGUUGGAGCUGCACCAGCUCGGCCAUCAGGCAAAAGAGCCGAUCCACUGCCAUCAAUGCGAUAUGGUUUUUGAAGAGGAAUCACAGCUCGCAGAACACAAGUGCCAUAGCAACAGCAAUGGACAAUAUGUGUGCCCCAGUUGUGGCAAAAAGCUGAAUUCCAAAACAAGUUUAAUUCUCCAUUUACUGGUGCAUUUCAAAUGUCAGGUCUGCGGAAAGUGCUUUACAAGCCAGAGACUUGUUCAAAGUCACCAGCGAUGGCACUCGGCUAAACGGCCUCUUAAGUGUGAAGUUUGUGGAAAAGCCUUUCUGGCCUCCUUUAAUUUGCGCCUCCAUCAGCGCAUUCAUACUGUAGAGCAGCUUUUUCCUUCUCCAGACCGUGGCAAAGCUUUCCAACACGCCACUCACCUGCGGGAGCAUUAUCGACUGCCCAUCGGGGAGAGGCCAUAUCACUGCAAGGACUGUGGCAAGACAUUUGUUCAGUCUAUGCACCUCACAGAACACCGGCACUUCCACCCAGGGGAACGUCCACACUCAUGUAGAGAAUGUGGCAAGAGCUUCAAGACCGUAUCCAACCUGCGCAGCCACCGCAAAAGACAUAAGAAAGCUGUAGCUCAACCGCAUCAGACCAUAAUGUGCACAGAGAUGGGGGAGACCAUAGCAAUAAUAGAGAGAGUCGAGACCAUUCCCCUUGUAGAGACCGUAGAAAUGUAUCAAACUGCACUGGAAGGAAAUGUACAGGUAGAUGAUAUGACUGUAUUGGAAGGCAGCCAGUGCAAUAUGAUUUCUAAUCCACUGUGUAAAUAAAAUGUUUUCUCUUUUU
Molecule: messenger RNA, 3064 nt
Organism: Xenopus laevis (African clawed frog)
Lineage: Eukaryota; Metazoa; Chordata; Amphibia; Anura; Pipidae
Gene: znf526.L
Product: zinc finger protein 526 L homeolog
Exons: 2
Coding region: 301-3048 (915 amino acids)
Biological process (GO): regulation of transcription by RNA polymerase II; regulation of DNA-templated transcription
Cellular component (GO): nucleus
Molecular function (GO): RNA polymerase II cis-regulatory region sequence-specific DNA binding; DNA-binding transcription factor activity, RNA polymerase II-specific
Source: RefSeq, a predicted model, not a curated record